AGAGACACCUAGUUUUACCGAAAAAAUUCCGAAUACGAAUCGGGCCUCAAAGUUUCAUUAAUUUCUUGGACAACGUAAAAAUAUCUAUCACUUUUAACAAACAGAGAUAGCUAAUAUAUUAUUACAAUGUCCCUUCCACAAGAGAAACAGAAUGAACUCCGUCAGAUUAUUAGCACACAGCUGUCUCAGGUGAGCGAUAAAAUAAAUCAUGAUAUAAACAUGAUAGAACUUGUGGAAUAUCUCCAAAAAAAUUAUAGGUUGAUAUUCAAUCUCAUAUCAAAAGCGUGAUCUCAGAAAGCAUGACAAAGGCUGAGAUAGAUGAAAUGACCGAAGAAGAUUUAUUGCGAAAAAUAGAGGAGAAAGGUGUCUUAGACGAAGUCAUGAAUCGUCUGAAUAUUGAAACCGGCGACCCUUCUAUUGAUUAUUUACCUCAAAAAGUUAGAAAUACUCAGACCAAACCAAAGAAAAUUCCUAUCGAUCCUACUCAUCGAUACUUGUACUUAAAAAUAACUGGGGGUAAAGCUUUCAUUGAGCAUCUCGAAAAUGAUGCAGCAGUUCAAACUUCAGGACGUGUGCCAUCCUUCUUUAUUUUGCAUAUAUAUUUUCAAGGACAACGCUUUAAAUCAAAACCUACCUCCUGCACAGUUGAACCCGAGUUUAACGAAGGUUUCUUGCUGGAAUUGGGAAAAGAUAGAUAUGGAGGAAAUCAGAGACCCUUGGGUUCUUCAGCUCUAAUCGGAAUGCCUGAUCAAAUCCAUAUGGUGCUAAUUAAGUCGGAUAUUACAGGAGAUAAUACUAUAGUAUCAUCUCACUUCCUAGAAUGGAGAGCCAUUUUGACUAGGUCAAACUGUAGUUUGGUCAAGUCAAUAGAAUUACUUGGAGUUGGGGCAGAGAAUAAAGUUACCGUUGGCAUACUGGAUAUACAAUUAGAAUUUAUUCCCCAUUUUUCUGAAGGGCAAAUUGUGGAUGAUGAUAUUUUCAAUGGGCAGAUUUCUUUGGAAAAGAAUCAUGCUUCUGAAAAAGAGCGACUAUUCCUAAUUUAUGCUAAGCAGUGGUGGAAAGAGUAUUUGCAAAUUCGAACUCUACAUAGAGAGCGUUUAGUAAAAAUAUUUGCACAAGAUGAAAACGGAGUAAAUCGAGUAGUUUGCUCAUUCAUUAAACCUUUAAGAGCAAGUCGUUUGUUAGAUACCCCUCGUCAGGCAGCUCGAUUUGUAGCUUUAAUUGGAUAUGAAAAAUUAUCCUGUGUUGGGGCUGGUGAGAGAGUAGAGCAAUGGAGCUCUAUUCAUGCUUUCCUUUGUCGAAAUAAAGGAGACUGCGAGGAUCAUGCUAUUCUGCUCUGUUGCUUACUUUUAGGAUUCGGACUAGAUGCAUACGUGGCGGUUGGAACAAAGAUGAAAGGGUCCGCACAUACAUGGGUUGUAACUAUUGACACAUACGGAAAAGUAAUGUUUUGGGAGAGUCUAACGGGUCAAAGGUAUCAGCAUUCUCCCAUAUCGCUUGAUGAUUUACCACAUGAAAAAGUUGAAAGAAAGCAAAACCAUCCUUAUAAAACUAUUGGUUGCUUAUUCAAUGAUAAAAAGUUUUUUGCUAAUAAUCAGUCAAUGGAUAGAGUGGAUGUAUGUAAAUUUAACUUAGAAGAAGAAUCUAGCUGGAAAAAAAUGUCUGAAGAAUCCAUAGAGCAAGCAACAUCACCCCCGUGGCCAGUUAUUCCACCUCUUAUAUCUUCAACUAUAGAUUCAGCGACGGCCAGUAAUGAUUUAGAAACGGAAUUAAAAAUAAUUUUGGCGGAUUAUCGAGCAGAUAAAGGAUUAAGCACUGUUUGGGAUGAUCAUUUGGGAUACCUUCUCACUCCAGCAUUAGCCUCUUAUGAAUUUGAGAGGACAACAGGUGUAGGUAACUGUGGCAAUGACGAAUUUCAAGAUUCAGUGAGACGCUUAGUUCCUGAUGGACACACCUUUAAAGCAUAUCCGAUUCAAUUUGUUCAUAAUAACGCAAAGAGGGCUUUUUCAGCUUGUUUAAAAUCACCUGUUUGUGAAGAGAUUAUAACUUGUAAUGGUGACCAAGUUCGAAUGGCUGUAAGAGUUAGAGUAUUCACUUAUCCAGAAUCAGCAAUUGCUGCAUGGUGGAUCAUUGGGGGAGGAAUCGGAGGAGCAAGUACAGCUUUUUGGUUAAGCAGACUUUAUUCAAGAAGAGCUGAUAUUCACAUUUAUGAAUCAACUGAUUCGAUAGGGGGGCGCCUGAAGACGGUUGAAAUAGAUGGACAUUUUUUUGAGGCGGGAGGAUCAAUUAUACAUCCAAGAAAUAGUUAUGCAAAGCAGUUUGUAAAGCUUUUCGGGUUAAAGCAAAGAGAAUCAAACCUUGAUAUAAGUUUUUCCCUCGUUCAAAAUGACAAAGAAGUUAUUCUUCACACGUAUCGAGAUAAAAUUUUGAAGUUGAUGCAAAUGCUGUAUUUUUUCAAGUUGGACUCUAUAAGAAUUCAAUCUCUCGUAUCACGAAUGUUGCGAGAUUUCGAAAAUAUUUAUGAUUUACAAACAGAGAGCUUUUGCUAUUCUCAUCCAAAUGGGCUUUUAACUGCUAUGAACGUUGAAUUUUCUAAGUAUCUUAACACAACCUUGAUGGAACUUCUAAAGAGUUCAGGAAUGAGUAAAAAUAUGUUGGAUUUUGCUAAUGCUGCUUUAAGGACGAAUUACGGUCAAGACGAAACUCAUGCUUUCGUAGGAUCAGUAUGUAUGGCUGGUAUACAAUCAGGUCUCUGGGCUAUUCAUAACGGAAAUAAGGGAUUAGUAGAAAGAUUCAUACAAGUAUCAAAAGCAAAAGUUCAUUUAAAUACCAAAAUUAUGACCAUUAAAAGAAAUAAUAACAAAUUUACACUAGUUGCGGACAAAGAGAAAUUUUCUCAUGAUAUAGUUAUUAUUGCAGCUCCUUUGGAGAAAGACAUGCUGCAAACAUCUGGAUUUGAAAUGGAGUUUCCUUCAUUACAAAUGCAUCAAACAGUUGCAACCUUUGUAAAUGCAGAGUUAAAUAGUUCAUUCUGGGAAUUUGGCGAAGAAAAACCAGAAGUAAUUCUUGCAAUAAAGUCAUUUUAUAAUUCUAUUGGAAAACAAACUCCAAUUAACUACAAUAGUGACAAUGAACAGAUGAAAAAUCUUUCUGUAUAUAAAAUAUUUUCCAACAACGAGUUAACUGACAACCAGCUGAACAAACUGUUUAAAAAUAUUCGACAGAAAAAGGUUAUUUCCUGGAAAGCUUAUCCAGAAUACUCUACUCCGCAACUGACCAACAGCUUCAUUUUAGCGGAUAAUUUGUAUUAUAAUAAUGCAAUAGAAAGUUUAGCCAGUGCUAUUGAAAUGUCGAUAAUUAGUGCGAGAAACUCUGCUAUAUUAGCGUAUUAUAAAUGGAAAGGUGACGAUAAGAAAAUUGAUCCUAAUUUGAAUACUUUUCAUGCCGAACUCUGA
Messenger RNA from Dimorphilus gyrociliatus, 3455 nucleotides. Lineage: Eukaryota; Metazoa; Annelida; Polychaeta; Dinophilidae. The record is from the annotation of a GenBank genome assembly.